Messenger RNA from Bombus pascuorum, 3116 nucleotides. Its product is annotated as transmembrane protein 184C. The coding region runs from base 206 to 1480 and encodes 424 amino acids. Gene Ontology annotation, molecular function: transporter activity. The record is from RefSeq and is a predicted model, not a curated record. The transcript has 7 exons. Gene Ontology annotation, biological process: transport. NCBI's taxonomy places the organism in Eukaryota, Metazoa, Arthropoda, Insecta, Hymenoptera, Apidae.
ACAGGGUUGUUAUGACUUUAUUAACAACUACGCUAUUUACCAUGUUUACACAAUUAUAGGUCAAGAUAAUAAUCGUGUACGCUGCGAAAAUCUUCGAUUUCCUCUGUAUUUUCGAUGGAAACGUCGGAUAUCGGGGAGCUUAAAGGUUGCCAAGUAAACUGACUGGAAAAAAUAUGUGAUAUACCCGUGAAAUUUCUGAAAAGUGAUGGCUUCUAUUUGUCGUCGCUGGAGACUAUGGAUUUUACCAGUUUUAACUUGUCUCUAUGCUCUUCUGAUCAUUAUUUUGGUUCCAAUUCUCUUGGCCAAUUCAAUUAAGAAUGGCUUCGAAAAUCAGGAUCAAGGAGCACUGGUGGGUGGUGCCUUUGUGCUACUUGCCUUGCCUAUUGCUUUCUAUGAAAUUGUCCAACACAUGAUAUAUUAUACACAACCUAGACUGCAGAAAUACAUUAUAAGGAUAUUAUGGAUGGUACCAAUUUAUGCAGUGAAUGCUUGGCUUGGUCUGGUUUAUCCAGAAGGCAGCAUAUACGUUGACAGUUUGAGGGAGUGUUAUGAGGCAUAUGUAAUAUACAAUUUUAUGAUGUAUUUAUUGGCCUACUUGGAUGCUGAUCGCCAACUGGAACACAGACUUGAAAUUUCUCCUCAAGUACAUCACAUGUUCCCCCUGUGUUGUUUACCUGAUUGGGAAAUGGGCAGAGAAUUUGUACAUAUGUGCAAACAUGGAAUAUUACAAUAUACUGCAGUUAGGCCUAUAACAACUUUGAUAUCUUUUAUCUGUGAACUAAAUGGAGUGUAUGGAGAAGGUGAAUUCAGAACAGACGUAGCUUUUCCAUAUAUGAUUGCUUUAAAUAAUUUAUCACAAUUUGUUGCUAUGUAUUGUUUGGUGCUUUUUUAUCGCGCCAAUGCGGAGGCUUUGAAACCAAUGAAACCAAUCGGGAAAUUUUUGUGUAUCAAAGCGGUUGUAUUCUUCUCCUUCUUUCAAGGCGUGCUAGUUGCAUUGUUAGUGUAUUUUGAUGUGAUAUCGAGUAUUUUUAAAACGAAUAACAUGGAAGAUAUCAGAAAUAUAUCAUCUAAGCUGCAGGACUUCUUAAUCUGUAUUGAAAUGUUUAUGGCUGCAGUGGCUCACCACUACAGUUUUACAUACAAACCUUUUGUAAAUCUAGCACAGGGUCAAGCAUGGUGGGAUGCAUUCAGAGCAAUGUGGGACGUCUCAGAUGUCCACAACGACAUCAAAGAACACCUUGGGGUAGUAGGAUCUUCAUUAAGCCGUAGGAUACGUGGUCGAAGCGCUUAUCAACAGGCCUGGGGGAGCGCGACAGAACGCACGUCCCUUCUUCCAGAAGCUUCAGUAACCACAGCCAGAAGUGCGCCAGCAUGUUCCUUUUCUAGUUACAAUACAGCGGAGAUGGAACAGAACGGUGCGGAUGGUCCCGUUGAGCUAAUUCCGGACGUGCAGGAUACUAGUAACGCGGUGAAGACGUAAUCAUGUAAUGUUCUCUUAUCACAGAGAGAGGAACGUUUAAUCAAGGGGUACACUUCGUCUGGAAUAUAGCACACUUUAAUUAAGAUUGCUCCAUAUCGCUAGUAUAACCUUUAAGCAGAGCGAGAAAAGUUUGAAAAAAAUAUCUAGUUUUACAAAACGUGCGUUCUCCCCCGUGUACUGUACAAAUUGCUCAUCCUGAAUCGUUGAACGACACACUCAUUAUUCCCGGGAGAGACGACACGACAUGAGAAUACCAUAUUACAAUAAGGGAUUUGAUACACGUGGCCAUGUUUGCAACACGAGACAGAAGUGUCGUUUUACCUCGUCCAUUUUAAGAAAACGCUUUUUUCCUCCUUGAUUUGCGGCCAAUUACGCGACGCCUCGUGUUACCAAUGAUGUAUUACCAAAUAAUUGUACAUAUAUAUAUACAUAUAUAUAUACAUAUAUAUAUAUACAUACAAUAAUGUUUAUACUUAGAACAAUAUAUCGGUACAGUCUUAUUUAUAAACGUGUCACACUAUUUAUUGCUGGUUUAUCGACCCCAAUAAGUGUACCACGGAGUUAGGCAUUAUUCGGAGAAGACUUUUAUCAUCGCGAAAAGUCUAAAUUUCCAUGUUGUUCGUCUUGUAUUUAUUAAACAAUUGCUCGUCUGCUUAUUGAGUAUAUAGAAUUCUGCCCAACUCUGAAUGCCGAGUGUACCGUAAAUAACGAGGAGAGAAACAUUCCUGCCAAAUGUACAUGAUUGUUUAAUUUUGUAUUAACUACGUCGGUUAGAAGAUACAAAAUAGAAGCUCACAUGAUUUACAUGAUGAUAAAGCAAAAUACUCAAAUACAUAUGAUAUAUUAAUGCAUCGAUGGUCGCCAGAGAAAAAGAGAUAAAUAUUAUAAUGGCGAUAUUCACUAAAACCGUGCCGUUAAUGCGUUUGCAUAGUCAUAUCAAUAUAUUUCUCUUGUGUAAGUGGUGUUAAUUAUCAUAGAAGAGACGGUUGAUGAAUAUUUUAAUUUCGAACAAGCAAACAAUUUUCCUAGCCUUAAAAGAGUUUUAUAAAUGCUCAUAAGACGUACUAUGGAUUCUCGUGAGAAUAUUUGCGUAAAAAACGUACGAACUUGAAUACUUUAUCAGACGUUCGGACCAAAGAAUAGGGUAUAUUUUAUCUCGAAGUUAAUAUUGUUCAGAAUUAAAAAAAAAAAAAAGAGAAUUUAGAAGCAAAGUAGUUUUCCGGUUGACCUAGCAAUUUACAUCGUCAAUUAAAGAUCUUGAAAGAAAAUAAUAUUUUUAAUAUGUUUCUACCAUGUUACUUGUAACUUUGUGAUAUAUCUGGAACCACCAUUAAUCUCUAUUAUUAUCAAUUAACGAAGAAUAGAAAUAAAUUUCAACGAGAUACGUUGUACUCUUUUACCACGAGAAGAAACUAGGCAUAAAACGUGUAUUUUAAUAAUUCUUCAAGCUACUUUGUACUUUGUAUGAAGGCACAUUUCAAUUCCACAAGUACUUAACAAUCCUAUUGAGUGUUCAAUGGUAUAUCUUAUGGAACAAAAAAAACGUACUGAAAAUGGUUACUAUCGUAAAAAAAUUCGACAAGUAUGAUACAAAAUGUCUUUUAUGUUUUUUAUUAUUAAAUUUUCUUAACUUUUA